AGUUUCAUUUCUCAUCGAUCUGCAUUACGCAGUAUAGUCUUCCAAGUCUUCAGAAAUAUGGGUUCCUUUUCAAAUUUAAUGACAACAAGACGCAACAAAAUGCUGCUGCAAUUGACGAUUUCGGCUUUACUUAUUAUGAGUAUUAAAUGUAUAAGUAUAGAAGAAUUAAAAAUACAAGUAAACGAAGGAAAAUUGAUCGGCGUGAUUGUAGAUGGUUAUAAUGUUCGUUACCUUGCUUUUCGUGGAAUACCAUAUGCCAAACCUCCAGUUGGCGAACUUAGAUUUAAGGAUCCGGUACCACCAGAACCAUGGUCCGGUUAUAGAGAUGCAUCGAAGUAUGGAAACAUAGCGAUUCAAACGGAUUUAAGACAGAUAAUUAUAGGAGAUGAAGAUUGCCUCUAUUUAAAUGUGUACACCACAAAAAUCGAACUCUCAAAAAAGCGUCCAGUAAUGGUAUGGAUACACGGCGGUGCCUAUAGUUCAGGUUCUGGUGAUGCUACUAUUUAUGGUCCUGAUUAUAUCGUGCAGAAAGAUGUAAUAUUGGUUACUCUGAAUUAUAGAUUAGGCGUUAUGGGUUUUUUGAACCUCAACGAUGAAGUAGCAGCAGGUAAUCAAGGUCUGAAAGAUGUGGUCUUAGCAUUAAAAUGGGUUCAAAACAAUAUAUUACAAUUUGGUGGAGAUCCAGGAAAUAUUACUAUCUUUGGAGGAAGUGCCGGCGGAGCCAUCGUACAUUGUCUAGCUCUGUCUCCAUUAGCUAAAGGUUUAUUCCACAAAGUGAUUUCACAAAGUGGCGUCAUUUUAAAUCCUUGGGCCUUCAAUGAAUGGACGGACGUAGGUUUUCGGCUUGUCAAAAAGCUCGGAAAGGAAACAUCAGAUCCAAAAGUCGCAUAUGAAUUUUUAAAAACGAUAGAUGCAAAAACACUUAUGAGAAAUUCACAACGGUCAAUUUUCACAGAAACAGAGAAAUUAAGUUUUACCAUGUCCCUCUUCACACCUACUCUGGAUAUUAAGUCAUCGAAUCCAUUUUUUCCUGAACAUCCAAGGGAAUACAUAAGCCGAGGAAUUCAAAUACCCUUUAUUUUAGGAUUUAAUCGUAAUGAAGGGAUAUUUCUUUUAAAAGGCAUUGUUUUCGGAGAUAUAAACGAUAAAGACCUGACAAGACUAAAUACUGAUUUUAAAAAAGCAAUAUUACCAAAUACAUUAUCCAGGUUAUUUAAAAUGGGAAUUACUGUCGAGGAACUAAAAACCUUGUAUUUUAAAGGAAAAGCAAUAUCAGAGGAAACUUUGACAAAUUUUGCGGAUUUCUUAGGAGAUCAAUUUUUCGUACGUGAUAUAAUGAAAGUAUGUGAAAUGCAAAAGUCUUUUGGUGGUUACAACUCUACAUAUUUAUAUCAUUUUGAUUAUAACAGCAAAACUUUUAUGAAAACAAUGUUAAACAUCAAAGUUGAUGAAGGAGUGUGCCAUGGAGAGGAUUUAGGUUUCCUAUUUUGCCCAGAGGCAGCAAAAAUGUUGAACUUAUCACUACCUGAACCUGGUUCAGACAAUUACAAAAUAGUAAAUUACUUCACGCAAAUGUGGACGGAUUUUGCUAAAACAGGUAAUCCAACGCCUACUACAAAUUUAUGGUUACCAAUAUCCGGUCCAAAAAACAAAGGCUAUAAUUAUUUAAAUAUUGAUUUAAAUCUGCAAAUGAAAACUUUCUGGAAAGAAAAGGCACGCUGGAAUUGGGAAAAUUGUAAAAAACAUUCUGACAUUCUAUCUACUUAAAAUUAUAUUUUAAAAUUUCUUUC
Acromyrmex echinatior (Panamanian leafcutter ant) is the source of this 1790-nucleotide messenger RNA. RefSeq names its product juvenile hormone esterase. The record is from RefSeq and is a predicted model, not a curated record. NCBI's taxonomy places the organism in Eukaryota, Metazoa, Arthropoda, Insecta, Hymenoptera, Formicidae. Gene Ontology annotation, molecular function: hydrolase activity.